UGUCUGUAUAAAAAAAUACAACAAUCAAGAUGAAAUUUAAUAGCAAACAACUGAUAUUCGAUUGUUCAAAAUUAUUACGAACCCAUCAACAAUACCGUUUAAAAUCGUACGUCGCUCAAACAAGUGAAAUUCCAGCAACAGUUAAACCAUACAAAGAUAUACCUGGUCCAAGACCUAUACCAUUAUUGGGUAAUACAUGGCGUUUGUUACCAAUUAUUGGACAAUAUCAAAUUGCUGAUUUCGCAAAUGUAUGUGAUAUAUUACAUAAAGAAUAUGGAAAGAUUUGUAAGCUGUCAGGUUUAGUUGGUCGACCGGAUUUGUUGUUUGUUUACGAUGCGAAUGAAAUUGAGAAAGUUUAUCGACAUGAAGGUCCAACGCCGUAUCGUCCAUCAAUGCCGUGUUUAGUGUAUUAUAAGAGUGUUGUUCGUAAAGAUUUCUUUGGUGAUUUACCAGGUGUUGUUGGCGUACAUGGAGAACCAUGGCGUGAAUUUCGAACUAGAGUACAAAAACCAGUAUUACAAUUGCAUACAGUACGGAAAUACAUCGAACCAAUCGAAGUUGUUACCAAUGAUUUUAUACAAAGAAUGAACGAAAUGAAAGAUGAAAAUGAUGAAAUGCCAAGUGAUUUUGAUAAUGAAAUCCAUAAAUGGGCACUUGAGUGUAUUGGACGUGUGGCUUUAGAUGUACGAUUAGGAUGUUUAGAUCCAAAUUUAUCACCAGAUUCAGAAACACAAAAGAUUAUUGAUGCAGCAAAAUAUGCAUUACGUAAUGUUGCAAUAUUAGAAUUAAAAAUGCCAUUUUGGCGAUACAUCCCUUCUAGUCUAUGGACCAAAUAUGUUAAAAAUAUGAAUUAUUUUAUAGAAAUAUGUAUGAAACAUAUUGAUGCGGCAAUGCAGCGAUUAAAACAAAAAAAUGUUACAAGUGAUAAAGAUUUAUCAUUAAUUGAACGAAUUUUAACAAGCGAAAAAGAUCCAAAAAUUGCUUAUGUAUUAGCGUUAGAUUUAAUUUUAGUUGGAAUUGAUACGAUUUCAAUGGCCGUUUGCUCAAUUUUAUAUCAAUUAGCUACACGACCCGAAGAACAAGAAAAAAUUCAUCAAGAAUUAUUAAAAGCAUUACCAGAUCCAAAUACACCAUUGACCUCGAAACAUUUAGAACAAGUACCAUAUUUAAAAGCUUUUAUUAAAGAAGUAUUUAGGGUAUACUCAACAGUUAUAGGAAAUGGUCGAACUUUACAACAAGAUUUAGAAAUUUGCGGUUACCAUGUACCAAAAGGCAUUCAAUGUGUGUUUCCUACAAUAAUUACGGGAAAUAUGGAAGAUUAUGUGACCAAUGCUAGUACAUUUAUGCCAGAACGAUGGCUAUCAAAACAUUCAGAAAACUCUUCAAACAAUACAAUACAUCCAUUUGCAUCGUUACCAUACGGACAUGGAGCACGAAUGUGUUUAGGAAGACGUUUUGCUGAUUUAGAAAUGCAAAUACUUUUAGCAAAACUAAUUCGAUCAUAUAAAUUGGAAUAUCAUCAUGAACCAUUGAAAUAUGCUGUUAGUUUUAUGUAUGCACCAGAAGGUGAACUUAAAUUUAAGCUCACUAAAAGAGAAUAAAUAUAUCCAAAAUCUAUUAUUGCUCAAUUUAAAGUUUCAUUAAUGAUUUGAAUGCAUUUUCAAAUUUAGUGAAAUUAUUUAUUAAGUUAAUUGCUCAACAGAGAACAAAAAACACAAUUUGAAGCCUCAUACCUAAUGGUCUUGGAAAAAUGAACUUGAAAUCAUAAAGUUACACAGAUAUUACCUCCAUAAAAUUGGAUAUAUUACAACGUUUUCCAUUAAAUUAAGUUAAUUUCCUG
Molecule: messenger RNA, 1840 nt
Organism: Chrysoperla carnea
Lineage: Eukaryota; Metazoa; Arthropoda; Insecta; Neuroptera; Chrysopidae
Gene: Cyp301a1
Product: probable cytochrome P450 301a1, mitochondrial
Exons: 9
Coding region: 30-1601 (523 amino acids)
Molecular function (GO): heme binding; oxidoreductase activity, acting on paired donors, with incorporation or reduction of molecular oxygen; monooxygenase activity
Source: RefSeq, a predicted model, not a curated record